UACAAUUAUUUUUUGAAGUUCUUUUCUAUACAAAAUAAAAAUAUUUUUAUCAUUACAAAUUGUAAUCAAAUAUUUGUGUGCGCAUUGGCAUAGCAGCACCUUGUACUGCAACAACUUUCAACCAAAACCUCUCUAGCUUCCAAUUCAAAGUAGGAACUCUACCAUUUUCGUGCUCGUAGUCAAGACAAAGGUUGAUCGACGUCCGAACUCGUCAUCAUCAUCGUGUCGCCAUUCUUCCAGCGCAAGAUGUCUGGUAGACGAGAACGAGUCUGGGAGUCUGACUUUGAAUACUAUGAACGCGUGUAUUAUGAAGACUUGAAGAGUGGUUACUAUAAGCUCAAAAUCUCCAAGUCAUCAUAUAAGUGUCCCUUUUGCCAGGACAAGGGGGAAUACUCAUUGAAUGAGCUUUCAAAGCAUGCAGUAAGAUUUGAAAGGGACUCACGGAGCAUGAAGAUAAAAGAUUUAGCCAAGCACUCUGCUCUUCAAUUGUACAUUAAAAAGUAUCUUGAUGUCUAUGAUAAAGUAGGAAGUGUUGUCCAUGAUAAAGUAGGAAGUGUUGUCCAUGAUAAAGCAGGAAGUGUUGUUCAUGAUAGACCCGGAAAAGUGGUCCGUGAUAGAUCCGGAAAAGUUGUCAAUGAUGGAUCCGGAAAUGUUUACAGUGAUAGAUUUGGAAAAGUUGUGAAUGAUAGACCAAGAAAUGUUGUCAUUGCCAAUGAUAGAUCAGAAAAAGUUGGCAAAGAUCAACUAUUUGUCUGGCCUUGGGUGGGCAUUGUUGCAAACAUUGCCACUGAAUUUAAAAACGGAAUGCGUAUUGGAGACAGUGGUUCCAAACUAAGGGAUGAGUUUACUUUGAAAGGAUUUCAUCCUUUGAAAGUUCAACCAUUAUGGAACCGUUAUGGACAUUCAGGCUUUGCCAUUGUAGAAUUCUCCAAAGACUGGGAUGGUUUCACCAAUGCAAUGAACUUUGAAAGAAGUUUUGAGGCAGAACAUUGUGCUAAGAGGGACUACGACAAUUUAAGAGACCGAGGAGGUAGACUGUAUGGAUGGGUAGCUCGUGAUGAUGAUUACCACUCCAAGAGUAUAAUUGGUGAUCACCUUCGGAAGACGGGGGAUUUGCAAUCUGUUUCUGGAAAACAAGCAGAGGAAAAAAGGAAAACAACGCUGCUUGUCUCAGAUUUAGCUAAAACCUUGAAAGUGAGAAAUGAGAAAUUGGAGCAGGUAUGCAGCAAAUAUGAUGAUAUUAGUGUGUCCCUGAACAGAGUUAUGGAUGAGAAAGAAGCAAUGAUUGAAUCAUAUAAUAAUGAAAUAAAAAAGAUGCAUCAAAUUACCCGGAAAUAUUGGGAGGAGUUUUAUAGGGAUCGUGAAAAGGCCGGAUUGAAACUACAUGCGCAGAGGAAAAAACUAGAGAGCCGUGAGAAGGAUCUGCAGAGAAAUCAAGUGCAGAAUGAGAAUGAGAGAAAAAAACUGUACCUUGAAAGGAAAAAUAAUGAGAUGGCAAUAAUGGAGCAAAACAAAGCCGAUGAGAAAGUGAUGCAUUUGGCCGAAGAACACAAGAAAGAAAAGGAGAAAAUGCACAAAAAAAUUCUUGAACUACAAAAUGAACUUGAUGCCAAACAAAAAUUGGAAUUGGAGAUUCAACAAUUGAAAGGAAAUCUUCAAGUAAGGAAUCAAAUAGGAGAGGAUGACGAGGAGGAGAAAAAUAAAUUGGAUGCAAUUAAAACGGAACUAGAAGAUAAGGAGGAGGAAUUAGAAGAUCUGGAAGCACUUCAACAAGCUCUCGUUGUCAAGGAACGUAAAACCAAUGAUGAGUUGCAAGAUGCCCGCAAGGAGUUAAUACGUUGGCUGAGGAAGACAAACAGUAGUCGGGCGUUUAUUGGUGUCAAAAGAAUGGGGGAGCUUGAUGAAAAACCCUUUUUGAGUGCAGCAAAGAGAAAAUAUUCUGGUGAUGAAGUGAAUCUGAAAGCAGUGGAGUUGUGCUCACAAUACGAGGCUUAUCUUAGAGACCCAACCUGGUUUCCAUUUAAAGUUUUAAUAGAUAAGGAAGGGAAGGCCAAGGAAGUGUUAGAUGAAGAAGAUGAAAAACUGAGAACUUUAAAGGAUGAGUUUGGUGACGAUGUCUUUCAAGCAGUGGUUACAGCUCUGAAGGAGUUGAAUGAGUACAACCCUAGUGGUAGAUACCCGUUACCGGAGUUAUGGCAUUCUAAGGAAGGAAGGAAAGCCUUGUUAAAGGAGGGUUGUUCUUUUAUAAUCAGGCAAUGGAAAGCAUUAAAGCAGCGAAAGAAGUAGGACUGAUGCGGAACUUACAUUUUCGGUUCUUAUUCCAUCAAACCUACUGUUGUCAUCGUCAACAUCAUGGUGAAAUUGAUUUAGUUCAACUCUAGUGCCAAAGGUUGGUUAUAGUAUGUUACAUGCAAUACUGAUAUCAUAUAAUGUACUUUUUUCCCGUGUGAUAGAGGUUUCUUUUAUUGCCUUGGGACAUUUUUGUUUAGAAUCUAUUUGAAGUUAUAUCAGACCUUGCUUGAAAUUGAAGUGGCAUAUUAUGUUGUUUAGAUUUAUAUUUUUAGUUAACACUGCUAUUUAUAAAUAUACUGUACUAUUCAACAAUGUCAGAAAAUUGUGGGUUGAAUUGAAACUGACUCUGCCGUCAGUUAUUCUC
Glycine soja is the source of this 2656-nucleotide messenger RNA. RefSeq names its product factor of DNA methylation 4-like. The coding region runs from base 247 to 2286 and encodes 679 amino acids. NCBI's taxonomy places the organism in Eukaryota, Viridiplantae, Streptophyta, Magnoliopsida, Fabales, Fabaceae. The record is from RefSeq and is a predicted model, not a curated record. Gene Ontology annotation, biological process: gene silencing by siRNA-directed DNA methylation. The transcript has 8 exons.